Messenger RNA from Neoarius graeffei (lesser salmon catfish), 3542 nucleotides. RefSeq names its product solute carrier family 2, facilitated glucose transporter member 4-like. The record is from RefSeq and is a predicted model, not a curated record. Gene Ontology annotation, cellular component: membrane. NCBI's taxonomy places the organism in Eukaryota, Metazoa, Chordata, Actinopteri, Siluriformes, Ariidae. The transcript is spliced from 11 exons. Gene Ontology annotation, molecular function: hexose transmembrane transporter activity. Gene Ontology annotation, biological process: monosaccharide transmembrane transport. The coding region runs from base 342 to 1859 and encodes 505 amino acids.
ACAAAGUCUCUGCACAAGAACACGACAGAAGAUGACCGGCGGUGGUGUUACCGCGUGCAGCUCCGUACUGAACAGCGCGGCAGGUGCACAAGGACGCGCACAAGCCAAAGUGCGCGCGCACUGGAAGCACAGACAGCGAACAUUUGUGCUUACUGAGUGAACUCUUCUAGAACUCAGUAUCUGUUAAAGCGCUAGACUCUUUAAAUAAGUUGGCCUGGAAUAACCUUCAUUAUUAUUAUCAUCAUUAUUAUUAUUAUUAUUUCUCCACGUGGAUCGUGCGCUUGAGAGGAGUGACCUGUUUAAAAAAGAAAACAAAACGAGAAAGCAGAAAAGAUUCAACCAUGCCAUCCGGAUUUCAUCAGCUAGGAGGAGAGAGAAUAACUGGAACUCUUGCACUGUCAGUGUUCACAGCAGUUUUGGGCUCUCUUCAGUUCGGAUACAAUAUCGGAGUCAUCAAUGCUCCUCAGAAGAUUAUUGAAAAUGAGUAUAAUGCAACAUGGAUACACCGUUACUCAAAUCCCAUUCCUGAGUCCACGCUCACUUCUCUCUGGUCUCUCUCAGUGGCCAUCUUCUCUAUCGGAGGCAUGCUCUCAUCAUUCUGCGUCGGAAUAAUCUCAGAAUGGCUCGGCAGGAGGAAAGCCAUGCUCAUCAAUAAUCUCCUGGCUUUUAUUGGUGGAGGUCUGAUGGCACUGUCGAAAAUAAGCAAAUCAUUUGAAAUGAUGAUUUUAGGACGAUUUACAAUUGGAGCAUACUGUGGGCUGGCGUCAGGGCUGGUGCCCAUGUAUGUGGGUGAAAUAUCACCCACCAGUCUGAGAGGAGCUCUGGGCACACUACACCAGUUAGCCAUAGUCACUGGCAUUCUCAUUGCUCAGCUUUUAGGUCUGGAGACAUUGCUGGGCAGUGAGGACUUGUGGCCUUUGUUGUUGGGUAUUACAGUGAUCCCUACAGUCCUACAGAUGGCAUUGUUGCCAUUCUGUCCGGAAAGUCCUCGCUUCCUUUACAUUGUCCGCUGUCAGGAGCACCAUGCCAAGAGCGGCAUGAGGCGUCUGACUGGACGGCUGGAUGUGAGUGAUGACCUGGCAGAGAUGAAGGAGGAGAAAAGAAGGAUGGACAUGGAGAGGAAGGUGUCUAUUGCUGAGCUUUUCCGCUCUCCGCUCUAUAGACAGCCCAUAAUCAUAUCCAUCCUGCUGCAGCUCUCCCAGCAGCUGUCAGGAAUCAAUGCUAUUUUCUACUACUCAACCAGCAUAUUCCAGAAGGCUGGAGUGGAGAGCCCAGUCUAUGCCACGAUAGGUGCUGGAGUUGUGAACUGUGCCUUCACUGUGGUCUCGCUUUUCUUGGUGGAGAGGAUGGGCCGGCGGACGCUGCACAUGCUAGGACUGGCUGGAAUGUGUGUGUGCGCAAUAAUCAUGACAAUUGCCCUCAGCUUAUUGGAAAGUGUGCCAUGGAUGAGCUACAUCAGCAUGCUAUCCAUCUUCGGCUUUGUAGCCUUCUUUGAGGUCGGACCAGGACCCAUUCCGUGGUUCUUCGUGGCAGAGCUGUUUUCUCAAGGGCCCAGACCUGCAGCCAUGGCUGUGGCUGGAUGUUCCAACUGGACAGCAAACUUCAUCAUUGGCAUGGGAUUCCAGUAUAUUGCUAACCUCUGUGGUCCGUAUGUCUUCCUCAUCUUUGCGGCACUCCUCUUGUUUUUCUUGCUGUUCACCUUCUUUCGAGUUCCUGAAACUCGAGGAAAGACCUUCGACCAAAUUUCUGCCAAUUUCAAACGCCAUCCCGACAGCAUGUUGGAGAGAGACCUGAACAUGGAGCUUGUAAAACCCAGUACAGAGCUGGAGGAGCUGGUGAUGGACAGCUCUGAGCAGUGAGGCCCAGCUGGUGGAAGGAGAUCUGAUGAAGGAAUUCAUACUAGAACAGACACAGUACCCUCCGAUAGUGUUGAAGGGGAGCUGAAUGAACUGUAUAUGAGAGAAGAAAACAAGACUAAAACCUGUGAUGCUGCUUGUUAAAGAGUUUUGUAAGAGGUAUUUCAGGGAGACUUGAAUUACUGCACUUUACCUGCACAACAAAGGUUGACUAGAAAUGCCAGUUAUAUUUGUAUAUUUAUACGGACAUGCUGUGCUAGUUUCCUUCUUACAGAGAUAUACGUACAGUUCCAGUCAAAAAAAAGUUUGGACACCCCCUACUCAUAGGUUUUUCUGUAUUUUGACUUUUCUACACUGUAAAACAAAUACUGAAGACUUCACAACUAUGAAAGAACACAUGGAACAUACAUGGAGUUAUGUGGUAAACAAUGAAGUGUAAAAAACAUUUCAUAUUUUAGGUUCUUCAAAGUAGCCAGCGUUUACCUUGACGCUUUGCACACUAUUGGCAUGAUCUUAACCAGCUUCAUGAGGUAGUCACCUGGAACGCUUUUCAAUUAAACAGGUGCCUCACCUAAAGUUAGUGCAAUUUCUUGCCUUCUUAAUGUGUUUGAGCUCAAACAGUAAAUAGCCCUACUCCACAACUUGAGUAACCCAUACGUCAAGAACCACUCAAGUAAAGAGAAACGACAUCCAUCAUUACAUUAAAAAGACAUGAAGUGUCUUAAAGAAAAGCCAUUGAAUUAGGUGUCACCAAACUUGACUGGUACUGUAUAUUGAUUACUUCAAGAAUUUUUACAGUCUUCAAAAGUUAACGGAAUGUGUGACUUUUUAAAUAACAAAUAGAAUAUUGUAGAACACUAGUAUUCUACCUUGCUUUUGAGACACAAACAGACCAAGGUGGGCAGCAUGGUGGUGCAGUAGUCAGCACUGUUACUUCACAGGAAGAAGGUUUUGGGUUCAAACCUCAUGGCCAACUGAGGCCUUUCUGUGUAACAUUUGUUUGUGCUCGUUUCCUUGGGGUGCUCCGAUUUCCUCCCACAGUCCAAAAGACAUCCGGAUCAAGGUCACCUGGUUACUUCUACUCACUACUGCCCAGAAGUGUGAAUGCAAAUGUUUGUUUGUCUCUAUAGUGGCCCUGCAACAAAAUUUGCAACCUUCCUAAGGUGAACCCUGCCUUUCACUCAAUGCCAGCUGCAAUCUGCUCCAGCUUCCCCCCAUGACCCUCACAGACAAAUAUAGAUGACCGACAGAGAAGGUUUUAUUAGGGUGCCCGUCCUGGUUUUAUGCUUUAAGUAGAUGUUAAGCAUACUGUACAUAUUUGACUAGGAAAAAUAACUAGUGCAGGAAAACCCUUAGGGUUCAUGUAGGAGUGAUUUGACUUAAAAUUGUUAGUUAUUAGCAAAAGGUUUAAAAAGUUAGCAUGUUCUUUUUGCUUCCAAGUAUUGAUCGUGACUUAGCCUCGGACAAGAAUUACAUUGUGGUAUUAUGAAGUGGGAGAAACAAAAGAGCCUAUAAUUUUGGUAUCUGAUGCCAUGUUCUGUAUGUACAAUGUAAAUUAGAUGUCCGCAGUUCUAUAGGGUGGAAUUAAUGUUGUGAUAAGUUAUAUCCAAACAGCUUGACAGUGAGCUGUGUACCGGUUUCCAUGUUUGAAAUAAAAAACAGUGACAAUCAGCUGUUUAAGCAACC